Messenger RNA from Teleopsis dalmanni, 2490 nucleotides. It is a transcript of the gene Lcch3, whose product is annotated as gamma-aminobutyric acid receptor subunit beta-like. The record is from RefSeq and is a predicted model, not a curated record. Gene Ontology annotation, cellular component: neuron projection; GABA-A receptor complex; synapse. The transcript is spliced from 10 exons. The coding region runs from base 652 to 2142 and encodes 496 amino acids. Gene Ontology annotation, biological process: monoatomic ion transmembrane transport; regulation of membrane potential; chemical synaptic transmission. Gene Ontology annotation, molecular function: extracellular ligand-gated monoatomic ion channel activity; neurotransmitter receptor activity; GABA-A receptor activity. NCBI's taxonomy places the organism in Eukaryota, Metazoa, Arthropoda, Insecta, Diptera, Diopsidae.
GAAGAUAAAAUAUACAUAUUUGAUCUUAAGAUUAAUUCGCUAACCUUAUAGUUCAAAACACAAUAACGCCGUAGUUUUAAUAAUAAAUGGCUCAUAGAUGGCACUUUGCUCUGUAAUUAUGAUUUGCAGCUUUUAAGGAUUUUAUUCUAAGUGAUGAAAUUGCGCAGACUCCAAAGAACUGUCAAAAUGGUCUCUCAAUGCUUUUGAAAAAUCUCCCAAGUAUGAAUUGAUGUGAUAUACUCGUAUCACUAAACGCUUUAACAUCCUUUCGGGAUACUGUAUUUUAAUUCAUCUCCACAUUCGAUGAUUAGUUGCGGACGUGUGUAAAGUCGUAUGAACCAGCUGGUGCGGAAAGUAUGAAAGUCAUUACCCACAUUAGCGAAUGAAGUUAAAAAGUCAUUAAGAUAAAGUUAAUUAUAAGCAGAAUGAGAACAGCACGCAAGAGGAGCGGACAUUAACAGUGUGUGAAAUAAGUGGAUAAUAAGAAUAAAACAAAUAAAACGCAUCGCAGCCGAUGAGAUUCGCUAAAUUUUUAUUAAAAGCAUUUCGCAACUAUUGCAAUAAAUGUCCUACUUUACAAAUGUGCAUGAAUUUCACCUUCCAUGACAAACAUCUUUAAGAAUCCUGACUUGUCCCGAACCUCUAACCAAGAUGAUCAGAAUUGUAGGUCUCAGCAUAGCCUGCAGUUUAGUGAUUAUAGUACUCAUACAUAUACCAACUGUAAGAUGCAAACGAAAAGAAAUGGCUGCCGGUCGUUUAGAAAAUGUAACACAAACAAUUGCCAAAAUUCUUCAGGGUUAUGACAUAAGACUUCGUCCAAAUUUUGGUGGUGAUCCACUACAUGUAGGCAUGGACCUCACAAUUGCUAGCUUUGACGCUAUAUCAGAAGUUAACAUGGACUAUACAAUAACAAUGUAUUUAAAUCAAUAUUGGCGUGACGAGCGGCUUGCUUUUAACGCAUAUGGACCUUAUUAUGAUGACGAUGCAGAUGACGACGGUGUUAAUGAUGUGCUCACACUAUCAGGAGAUUUUGCAGAGAAAAUUUGGGUACCUGAUACAUUUUUUGCAAAUGACAAAAACAGCUUUUUACAUGAUGUAACUGAGCGCAAUAAAUUGGUUCGAUUAGGAGGUGAUGGUGCGGUAACAUAUGGCAUGAGAUUUACUACGACACUGGCAUGUAUGAUGGAUUUGCAUUACUACCCCCUUGAUUCGCAAAAUUGCACAGUGGAAAUUGAAAGCUAUGGUUAUACGGUCAGUGAUGUAGUUAUGUAUUGGAAACCGACACCAGUACGUGGAGUUGAGGAUGCUGAACUGCCGCAGUUCACUAUUAUUGGAUAUGGAACAAAUGACCGAAAGGAGCGUUUGGCUACAGGUGUUUAUCAGCGCCUAUCACUCUCUUUCAAAUUACAACGCAACAUAGGAUACUUUGUAUUCCAAACAUAUUUACCAAGCAUCUUAAUUGUUAUGUUGUCUUGGGUAUCCUUUUGGAUUAACCACGAGGCAACCAGCGCGCGUGUCGCUUUAGGUAUUACGACUGUGCUCACAAUGACAACGAUUAGUACUGGUGUGCGUAGUUCCUUGCCAAGGAUAUCCUAUGUAAAAGCCAUCGAUAUUUAUUUAGUAAUGUGUUUUGUGUUUGUGUUCGCAGCAUUGCUCGAAUAUGCAGCCGUCAAUUAUACGUAUUGGGGUAAACGUGCCAAAAAGAAAGUGAAAAAGAGCAAGGACACCGAUGGCAGAAAAACUGGAAAAAAUGACAAAUCCGAAACGUGUUCAACAGCCGAGGACAUUAUUGAAUUGCAGGAUGUACGUAUGAGUCCUAUACCUUCAUUACGUAAAGGUAAUUACAAUAGUACACUCGGCUCUGUAGCCUCCGAGACACUAGACUUGGGUAAAUUUCCACCGAGCUUCCGUAUCACACGAAAUUAUGGAACAAAUCGCAAUAACUUACGUUACAGAGGUCAAAGAGGGACUGUCGGCAAACCACGCAUGCUGCACGCCUUGAAAAAAGGUGCCUCUGCCAUUAAAGCGACUAUACCAAAAAUCAAGGAUGUCAACAUUAUCGACAAAUACUCACGCAUGAUAUUUCCUAUUAGCUUUUUAGCUUUCAACAUGGGUUACUGGCUGUUCUAUAUCCUAGAAUGAUAACAGUCAAUAACACUUCACGCCAAAUAGGUUCACCCCUAAUAGUGUGUAGUGUUUAACUUUUAACUUGAAAUUGUAUCCAAUAUACUAAAAUACCUGAUAUUAUUAAAAUCCAUGACCAAAACGUCUACCAGAUUUUUAUAUAAAAACAUGAUCUCUUUAUAUGCACUUUAAACGCAUUUACAAGGAAUCAACUAACCAAUUUAAAAAUAUUGCAAGUUGCCAGAUUUGAACCCCACAUACUCCCAUUGGACUCUUGAGUAGAAUUUUAAAAGCGAAAUAAUCCAGUAAGGAUAUCCCAAACAAUUAAUAAAUUUUUAAAUGUGUAAUAAACAACAUUUUUCGAUA